AUGGAGCGAGAAUGUGCAAAUUCAAAAGUUUAUUUUAGCUACAAUAACGACAAGGACGGCGUACUUCCCACCUCUUCGGCAAGGCAUGAGUUUUGCAUAGCGGCCAGUGGACACCUUACAUCAAAACAAGUGAGGUCGAAGGAGAAGUGGGGGCCAAAGGCGGUGCGGGGCGCGCGGGGUCGUGGGGCGGGCUGGGGGCGUGCAGUGCAGCCUGCAGCGUGCAACCCGCCGCCCGCGCCUGACCUCCCGCCGAUGAGCGAUGCACUUUGUACCGACACUACAUUGCAUUGUCAAUAA
Arctia plantaginis is the source of this 297-nucleotide messenger RNA. The record is from the annotation of a GenBank genome assembly. Lineage: Eukaryota; Metazoa; Arthropoda; Insecta; Lepidoptera; Erebidae.